UUUCGUAGCACAUCAAUAAUAGUGGGCUUCGCAAUGGACGCGCUACAAAUUAAACACAACACCGGACUCGUAAAUCUCGACUGUAAACUGCGAGCUCAAAGCGCAUUCGCCGUCGCUGACCAUCGCUCGGCAAUUUUUUUUCAAACUCUUGCGCUUGGUGAAUCAAAACGCCAGAAAUAUUCUGAGAGUUCGCGUCGCUGCACUAAUCUAGUUGAUAUCAUAAAACAGGUUAGCGAUUGUGACAUUUCAAAGCCGUGCGGUGAAUUACGGUCUGCAAAAUCUGGGUACGCCGAACUUUGUAAACAAUGCCUCGAACUACCCGACGAGUGGACCGUGAUGCAAGUUUCCAAAGAGUUCACGCCUCUAGCCCCCUGCCUAACGCACGAGGAACAACUAAAAGAACCAACGCGCAUCUGGCUGACCAUAUACCGUUGUAGUGACCCUAUGGAAGGGAAAAGGGCAGAGCCGAUCCUCCUGGUGCUAGACCCGCCAGCCGACGAUACCAGCUGCAAAUAUCCCAAUAUCUUCGAACAUAUCUCAUCGAUACCGACCGAGGUACGAAUCGCAAUCACUAACAACGAAUCGACAGCGACUACAACAUCGAGCGAGUCACAAUCCGAUAGGCUCGAGGCAGUAGAGCAGCUGAUAAGCUUGGCUGUAGAACGAGUCCGCGACUGGCUGGGACCUUGGUCAAACCUUUUCGUAGGGAAGUUUCGUACGCCGGCAAUGCUUCAGCUUGAGGCAGAUGUUUACAAUCAAGUAGAGGAGUUUUGCAUCGAACAUCGGAUAGGGCACAUUGUGCAGCGAUUGGUGUCACUGGUGGCCCGAAGAUUGGAUCUAUUACAGGAUAUUCAUAUCUACGAAUUAUGCAGCAGCGAGCAGCUCAAUUUGGAUAACGCUCGGUGUGUUGCACUGUACAAAUUCCUUGUCGAUUUCAAGAAACGUAAAUUCAUCAACGUUUCGGAUAGAAUCGACUCUCUUCCGGUGCUGGUCGUGGUGGAUGAGCUACUCGACAGCAUGCCAUGGGAGAUGAUACAUCCAACUAGCGAGAUUUGUCGUUUCUCAAGCUUCAGGGUAUUGAUGGAGCUAUAUCGUGUGCAUCAAAAACGGAUCCAGAAUGGUUACCUUACAAUAAAUGCAAAAAAAUGUUAUGCAAUUAUCAACCCAGACAAAAACCUGGAAAAAAUGAGCGCUCGCUUGCAAUUGUUUUACAAAGAAUGGUAUCCUGAAUUUCAGCUGCUCGUCGAUCAACCACCAACCGAGGCUGAGUAUAGUGAUAUGCUGAACCGGUCGGAUGUUGUAAUCUACAACGGACACGGUAGUGGGUUACAGUUUGUAAACGGAGAAUCGUUACUGCAGUGUGAUAUAAACUGUGUCACAUUUCUCUUUGGCUGUGCUUCAGUUCGGCUCUAUUCGAACGGCCUGUUCACGGAGAUGACCGGGACACACCAGUACUAUAAUGCCGCCAGGUGUCCCGCGGUCAUCGGUGCUCUAUGGGUUUUAACGGAUCUUUUUACCGACAUCUACUCAAUGGUGCUCGUUGGCAAUUGGAUUCCUACAGUAAAUCCAAAGUAUGCUAGCCGGGACAUCUCUACUAUUGAUGCAGUAGCAUUGAAAGCGGGAAAAUUGCAAUUUAAUAAACCGUCUUCAAGAAGAUUUACAAUCAAAAGUCAUUCCAACCUGUUAAAACUGAUGGGCGAUUGUAGACUUUACGCGCAGUUACCACAAAGGAUUAGGUGUGCAAUAGUUUGUCGAGGUUUACCAGUUGUAAACAAACUUUUACAAAAACUUUAGUUUUUGGUGGCUUUUAGAUUUUUUUUUUUUUUGUAAUGAAUUGGGAUAUUUAUUUCGGCAAGUUGUAAACGAUAAGGAAGAGUUUAAUAAACGAAUUUCCCCA
Messenger RNA from Anopheles coustani, 1897 nucleotides. RefSeq lists its product as uncharacterized. The coding region runs from base 34 to 1794 and encodes 586 amino acids. The record is from RefSeq and is a predicted model, not a curated record. Gene Ontology annotation, biological process: proteolysis; meiotic chromosome separation. Gene Ontology annotation, cellular component: nucleus; cytoplasm; centrosome. The transcript has 6 exons. Gene Ontology annotation, molecular function: cysteine-type endopeptidase activity. NCBI's taxonomy places the organism in Eukaryota, Metazoa, Arthropoda, Insecta, Diptera, Culicidae.